Messenger RNA from Osmerus eperlanus (European smelt), 3292 nucleotides. It is a transcript of the gene inpp5a, whose product is annotated as inositol polyphosphate-5-phosphatase A. The coding region runs from base 396 to 1634 and encodes 412 amino acids. Gene Ontology annotation, molecular function: inositol-polyphosphate 5-phosphatase activity. Gene Ontology annotation, biological process: phosphatidylinositol dephosphorylation. The transcript has 16 exons. The record is from RefSeq and is a predicted model, not a curated record. NCBI's taxonomy places the organism in Eukaryota, Metazoa, Chordata, Actinopteri, Osmeriformes, Osmeridae.
ACUCCAGCCUAUCCUCCUCUCUAAACAAUCAAGGCAAUGGUCCUGGCAGAGCCGUGCUUGCGAGGGAGACUUUUUCACUGCAAAAGCCAGGGUUAGGGUCAUCGUUCAUCGUUGAAAUGAACCAGAGCCCAGCAGUCGCUGUGGAUUAAAACGGAAACUUUUACGAUGGCUCUAAACGUAAAAAAGUAGCUAAAACAACACCAGAACGGACCUUUAGCAAGCAACUAGAUGCACAGGCACAGCUCAUAUGCGCGAGCCGAGCCAUCUCAACCCUGGCUGCAGUCCCAAAUCCUCAGUAUUUUAACCGAACUAGCAUCCUAAAACAUUUUUCGACUUUUGUUUGCUUUCUGUUUUACACAGUCAAAGUCCGUAACAAUUCUUACUCUGAACGAAUUAUGGCAGGGAAGCUGACAACACAAAGCACGGGAAUACUGCUCGUGACAGCCAACGUUGGAUCGCUUUUUGAAGAUCCUGAAAACCUCCAGAAGACAUGGCUGAGAGAGUUCUACCAGACUGUCCACACACACAAGCCCCACUUCAUAGCUGUGCACUGUCAAGAGGUCGGCGGCAAGAACUACGAAGCUUCCAUGACACAUGUGGACUGUUUCGUCAAAGAGCUGCUGUCCAGUGAUGCCAUGAAGGAGUACAACAGAGCCCGCGUCUACCUCGAUGAGAACUACAAAUCCCAGGAGCAUUUCACAGCACUAGGAAGUUGCUACUUUCUCCACGAAUCCUUGAAAAACAUCCACCAGUUUGAUUUCAAAGCCAAGAAAUUCAAGAAGGUGGUCGGGAAGGAGAUCUACUCAGACACACUAGAGAGCACGGCCAUGUUGGAGAAGGAGAAGUUCCCUCAGGACUACUUCCCUGAGUGCAAGUGGUCCAGAAAAGGCUUCAUCAGGACUCGAUGGGCCCUGGCUGACUGUGCCUUCGACCUGGUCAACAUCCACCUGUUCCACGACGCGUCCAACCUGGUGGCGUGGGAGAAGAGCCCGUCUGUCUACUGUGGGACCAGACAGAAGGCUCUGGGCUACGUCCUGGACAGGAUCACUGACCAGCGGUAUGAGAAGCUACCAUAUUUUGUCUUUGGGGACUUCAACUUCAGGUUGGAUUCGAAGCAGGUUAUUGAGACUUUGUGCACCUCCGCCACCCUGCAGACAGUGAGAGCCGCCGACACCAACGAAAUCGACAAGCUAAUAUUUCGAGAAAGCGAAAACGAUCGAAAGGUUUUACUUCAACUUGAAAAGAAGCAUUUUAGUUACGUCAACCAAGACGUUUUCCGGGAAAACAACGGGACCUCGCUUUUAGAGUUUGACAAAGAGCUGUCCAUGUUCAAGGACCGACUGCAUGAGCUGGAGAUAUCCUUUCCUCCCAGUUAUCCAUACAGUGAAGAAAGCAGUCGGGGGAAGGAGUACAUGAACACACGCUGCCCUGCCUGGUGUGACCGUGUCCUCAUGUCUGCUAUGGCCAGAGACCUGGUCCUCAAGCCUGAAAACGAAGAGAAGUCGGUGGUCUAUGACAACGUAGGGCCCAACGUCUGCAUGGGGGACCACAAGCCUGUCUUCCUGUCCUUCCGAAUCCCAGCGGGGGCAGGUAAACCUAAUGCAAAUAAGCACAAGUGUUGUGUCGUGCAGUGAUAUCGUGGGAAGUGGUGCCAAAGGGUGGAGAUAUUUCGUGAAGCGCCUCUGUGAAAAGUAAAACAGAAGACACAGGACACCAAGACAGACACACAAAGACACAUACAGAAGCACACACACUCACACACACAAGACCCUAUACAGACCUUUAAGAAGUGCUGGGCAGUCACAGUGGUUGGAACACCUCAUCCAUAUAAAACUGAUGUUUUUUUCUCUCCACAAAAUGCUUCAGUAUCUGGACUAACCCAACUGAGAAAUACUCAGAUAUAACACACCUCACUGACCUCACCAUUGCAACAACCCCUUCCCCCUUCCCAAAAAAAGGAUGGACUUUUCCAUGUCACAGCCUUGUUGCCAAAACUCUAAUAGAAUCAAUCCUACUACUUUAUUUUAGAUACCAUAUUUGCAAGUUUUAGGUAUGCCUCUACAUAUAGAAGCUACUUCCAUACAGUAUGUAAGAUGUUUUAAAAGUGCAAUGCAAAAAAGUUGUAUAUCUAUUGUUAGGUUUAUUUGUACAUUGGACAGUAUAACAUAGAGUUGUUGAUGGUUUUAGUGCCGUUCUCUCUUCUGACCAAACUUCGUGGUCUUUUUGUUAGAAUAGAUAGAUAUUUUCAGUUAAUUCUGAUGAUUUGUAUUUUUGUUUUGUUUUGGAGUUGUUGUUGUUGUGUGCAUAACACACUGCCAUGCCUCACACAUCAGCUGAGUCACAUUUUUAUAUACUGUAAUUUUUAAAGAGAUAAUUUAUCAUUCUUACCAAAAUUGUUAUGCUGAAGUGUGGAUACAAUGAGACUGCGCGGGUGUUCCUGCAGCCAUAAGGACCUUAGUAUUUAGGAAUUUAAUGAGAAAGAAAAAUAACUGUUCAGCCAACAUUUACAUAGCCUAUCCAAGAAUGUUUUAAGCAGUGCCAUAGACCAUGCAAUUAGAUAAGAUAUUGUUUCAUAUAGCAGUCUCACAUUAUUUCAUGAUUAUUCUUAUUCUAACUUAUUUCAAUGUAAUAAUAUUAUGGUUCUGAAUGUGAUGUUUUUAGUUUUUAGAUGUUUUUAGGUAUCCUUACAAAAUGUACACUUUUUGUCUAUUUUUGUUACUGCAUUAUGGUGCCAAGUAUUGUACACAGAAAUGAAGUGUGACGGUUAAUAUAAAAUACUUAGGCUAAGUCAUAUUGAUAGAUAAAGGUCUUGAUUAUAAAUUGGAGGAAAACGCUAAAGACGAGAAAGACCAGGAAGAAUUGCUUUUUAAUUUUGUAUGUAGCCUUCGGCAGCCUUUACUUCUAUGUUGCAAAUAAUUUCCUUUUACCGGUCGUUAGAGCAUUAAACAGCGAUUAGGAGAUGCUGUUGAUGAAACGCCAACGUUUCCUUGUAUUGAUUUAAUUUACUACACUACAGAGUUCACAGACUGUGUGAAGCCGUUAGAUUGAUCCUUGAAUUUUUCCAUCUAAAUCACCGCAAGUGGAAAUGAUUUUGUGCCUGCUGCAAAGAUAUUUGUUGUCUUGACAAUGUGAUUUGGUUCGUAGACCAACCUGCUUGUUUUUCCCGCUGGUCACGUGAUAGGAGAAGCCGCAGUUUGUUCACUCUUAAAGCAGAUAGAGAUUCUACCCCCUGAACGGCAUGGCCUCUAGUGUUGGUUAUGCGGUUCUCAAGCAAUAAAACCAUUAGAACUCA